This is a messenger RNA of Dryobates pubescens (Downy woodpecker), 777 nucleotides long. It is a transcript of the gene SPTSSA, whose product is annotated as serine palmitoyltransferase small subunit A. The record is from RefSeq and is a predicted model, not a curated record. Gene Ontology annotation, cellular component: serine palmitoyltransferase complex. The coding region runs from base 82 to 288 and encodes 68 amino acids. Gene Ontology annotation, biological process: ceramide biosynthetic process. The transcript has 2 exons. NCBI's taxonomy places the organism in Eukaryota, Metazoa, Chordata, Aves, Piciformes, Picidae. Gene Ontology annotation, molecular function: serine C-palmitoyltransferase activity.
GGGUUGCCACCGCCCCCCGUCUACGCUCGGCCUGGGCCCGGCGGAGGGCCGCUGGCGGGCGGGGAGAGCGUGUGGUGCGCCAUGGCUCUGGGCUCGGCUUGGAAGCAGAUGUCGUGGCUGUACUACCAGUACCUGCUGGUCACCGCGCUCUACAUGCUGGAGCCCUGGGAGCGCACCGUCUUCAAUUCCAUGCUAGUUUCCAUUGUGGGCAUGGCUCUGUACACGGGCUAUGUGUUCAUGCCUCAGCACAUCAUGGCGAUACUGCACUACUUUGAAAUUGUGCAGUGAUGAAGAAUGCCUUUUCAAGAAGCAACUUGGCUCUGAGCUCUGGUCUGCAAAGAAGAAUGAACCUCUCAGUUUUAACAAGACUUCUGCCAGUGUCAGAAAGACACAACCAUGACGCCGAAGGCCAGAAACAAGCUGCGUGGCGCAGGGACACGAGGUGUUCCCUCUGUUGUGUUCAUUCCUUUUAAUUUUAACAAGAUAGGCCCUUGUAUAGUAGUUUUGUCUACUUUAACAUUGUGAUUGUUCUUUGAUAUCAGUAUUUUCUUAACUUUGUGAUGGUUUCAAUAUUGCACUGUGAAAGCUUUUCUUAAUUGUAACUUCGAGUAAAUCUUAAUUGCCUUCUAUUUUUAAUCGGAGAAGUCAUCUUAUUAAAUGGGGCUUUAAAGCUUUUGCUAUUGUAUGGUAUGUAUUUGCUGGGUAUUUCUAUGAAUGCUUUUUUUCCCUCUUGGUAAGAAAGUGCAUUUGGAUUCCUAUUUAGAGAUGUGGAUCUAU